ACAUCACGGCCGGAAACAGAUUCUGCUUUACGGCUUUUCCGCCGGCGAGUUUCCAAAUUUCUCAUACUGGAAGUCGUGGAUUUAAAAAUUAUAAAUCCAAUAGUCAUCCGUAACAUCCAAUAAUACUUUAAGGCUAUGGCGAAAUUCCACGCCCCUGUCAUCCAGGACAACCCCCAUGGCUGGGGUCCCUGUGCAGUCCCAGAGAAGUUUAAAGACAUGCCCUACCAGCCCUUCAGCAAGGGGGAUCGGCUGGGCAAGGUAGCUGAUUGGACCGGGGCGACGUACCAGGACAAGAGAUACACAAAUAAGUAUUCCUCCCAGUUUGGUGGGGGCAGCCAAUAUGCCUACUUCCAUGAAGAGGACGAAACGAGCUUCCAGCUAGUGGACACAGCCAAGACGCAGAAGACGGCCUACCAGAGAAACCGCAUGCGUUUUGCACAGAGGAACUUGCGCAGAGACAAGGACCGAAGGAACAUGACGCAGUUCAACAUGCAGACGCUGCCCAAGAGCGCCAAGCAAAAAGAGAGGGAUCGCAUGCGGCUGCAGAAGAAGUUCCAGAAGCAGUUUGGCGUCCGUCAGAAGUGGGACCAGAAGUCUCAGCUGAAGCCCAGAGACUCAUCAGUGGAGGUACGUAGCGACUGGGAGGUGAAGGAGGAGAUGGACUUCCCCAGGUUGAUGAAGAUGAGGUACAUGGAGGUGGCUGACCCCGCUGACAUCGAGUGCUGUGGUGCCCUGGAGUACUACGACAAGGCCUUUGAUCGAAUCACCACUCGCAACGAGAAGCCCCUCAAGAGCAUCAAGAGGAUCUUUCACACGGUCACCACCACCGAUGACCCCGUCAUCCGCAAGCUGGCAAAGACCCAGGGUAACGUUUUUGCCACCGACGCCAUCCUGGCCACGCUGAUGUGCUGCACGCGCUCAGUCAACUCCUGGGACAUCAUCGUGCAGAGAGUCGGCAACAAGCUCUUCUUCGACAAGAGGGACAACUCCGACUUCGACCUGCUCACGGUGAGCGAGACCGCCAACGAGCCCCCGCAGGAUGAGGGCAACUCUUUCAACUCGCCGCGGAACUUGGCCAUGGAAGCUACCUAUAUCAACCAUAACUUCUCCCAGCAAUGCCUUCGCAUGGGAGGAGAGCGGUACAAGUUCCCCAACUCAAACCCCUUUGUGGAAGAGGACAUGGAUAAGAGUGAAGUGGCUUCUGUGGCCUACAGGUACCGCCGGUGGAAGCUGGGCGACGACAUCGACCUGAUAGUGCGCUGCGAGCACGAUGGCGUGAUGACAGGGGCCAGCGGGGAGGUGUCCUUCAUUAACAUCAAGACCUUGAACGAGUGGGAUUCCAGGUACUGCAAUGGCGUGGACUGGCGCCAGAAACUGGACUCCCAGAGGGGGGCCGUUCUGGCCACAGAGCUGAAGAACAACAGCUACAAGCUGGCCCGCUGGACCUGCUGCGCCAUACUGGCCGGCUCCGAGUACCUCAAGCUGGGGUACGUGUCCCGCUACCACGUAAAGGACUCUUCGCGGCACGUGGUCCUCGGCACGCAGCAGUUCAAGCCCAACGAGUUUGCCAGCCAGAUCAACCUGAGCAUGGAGAACGCCUGGGGAAUCCUGCGCUGCGUCAUCGACAUCUGCCGUAAGCUGGACGAGGGGAAGUACCUCAUCCUGAAGGACCCCAACAAGCAAGUAAUCCGGGUCUACAGCCUCCCGGAUGGGACCUUCAGCUCAGAGGAAGAGGAAGAUGAGGAGGAUGAGGAGGAGGACGAGGAGGAUGAAGAUGAGGAGAACUGAGAAGCGGAGACCUUCGACCAAACAAGCAAACCCCUCCGUGAUUAUGUAAUCCUACAUCAGUGGUGAAAUUAAAGAUUAAACAAUAUUUCAAGCAA
Molecule: messenger RNA, 1883 nt
Organism: Paramormyrops kingsleyae
Lineage: Eukaryota; Metazoa; Chordata; Actinopteri; Osteoglossiformes; Mormyridae
Gene: eif3d
Product: eukaryotic translation initiation factor 3, subunit D
Biological process (GO): translational initiation
Cellular component (GO): eukaryotic translation initiation factor 3 complex; cytoplasm
Molecular function (GO): translation initiation factor activity
Source: RefSeq, a predicted model, not a curated record